AUGGAUAGCGAUCGGGAUAUGUAUCGUCAGUUCCAGGAUUGGUGCCUCAGGACUUAUGGGGACUCAGGAAAAACCAAAACAGUGACCCGUAAGAAAUAUGACCGUAUUGUUCAGCUCCUCAACGGCUCAGAGUCUAGCUCCACGGACAAUGCCAAAUUUAAAUUUUGGGUCAAGUCUAAAGGAUUCCAGCUUGGAAAUACAGAUGAGGUCAACCCUGGAGAGAAGCAAGUACUCUACGUUCCUGUUAAAACCACGGAUGGGGUUGGCAUUGAGGAAAAGCUGUCAUUAAGAAGAGUGGCUGUUGUAGAAGAUUUCUUCGACAUUAUCUAUUCCAUGCAUGUGGAAACAGGGCCUAAUGGGGAACAAAUCAGGAAGCAUGCUGGUCAAAAGAGAACGUAUAAAGCCCCAACACAGCCUAACUUAUUUAGCACAAUCGCUUUUUUUCAGACACCUUGUUUUACCUUUUGGUUUCAGAUUUCGGAAACAUAUGCCUUCUUACCCCGAGAAGCAGUGACAAGGUUUUUAAUGAGCUGCUCAGAGUGUCAGAAGAGAAUGCACUUAAAUCCAGAGGGAGUUGAACAUAAAGAUAAUGGAAAGCCUCCCACAUUGGUGACAAGUAUGAUAGACUAUAAUAUGCCAAUUACUAUGGCUUAUAUGAAGCACAUGAAACUACAGCUCUUAAACUCACAACAAGAUGAGGAUGAGAGCUCUAUAGAAAGUGAUGAAUUUGAUUUGAGUGACUCAACUAGGAUGUCAGCGGUAAACUCUGACCUUAGCUCCAACCUUGAAGAAAGAAUGCAGAGCCCCCAGACUCUUCCUGGUCAACAAGAUGAUGAUUCAGCUGCAGAGAGCUGUAAUGGGAAUGAAACCUCUGGGCAGACGUCUAAUGUUACAGGGGGAAUACACGGCAGGGAGAUGACAGAAGCCAACACCAACGGAGAACCAAAUUUGGAACAAGAUGAACAGCCUCUUAAUUUAAGUGACUGUCCUCUGCCAGCCCAACUUAAUUCUGAAUUCCAAAUAGAUGAUCACAGUAGUAAUGGCAAGAGCAAAAUCAAAAACAUCUUAAUUAGUGACGUGAAGAUGGAGCAAGAAACAAGGGAAAAUGGAAACAAGUCCCCUGCACAUAGUUACUCCAGUUACGACUCUGGCAAAAACGAGAGUGUAGGCGGCUGCGGUGAAGACCUUUCACUGAAUCGAGGAGAAGAUGAUGAAGAUGAUCAUGAUGACCAUGAAGAUUUGGAAAAGGCAACCGAGUCUGAUGGAGUUGAAGCUGAACGUCUGAAGGCUUUCAAUAUGUUUGUCAGGCUGUUUGUAGAUGAAAACUUAGACCGAAUGGUCCCUAUCUCUAAGCAGCCCAAAGAAAAGAUCCAAGCUAUCAUUGACUCAUGCAGGCGACAGUUCCCUGAGUACCAAGAGCGUGCCAGAAAACGUAUACGCACUUACCUCAAGUCCUGCAGGCGGAUGAAAAGAAGUGGUUUUGAGAUGUCACGCCCUAUCCCCUCACACCUUACUUCAGCUGUGGCGGAAAGUAUAUUGGCCUCAGCUUGUGAAAGUGAAAGCAGGAAUGCGGCAAAGAGGAUGCGACUUGAUAGACCUCCGGAGGAAACUGCUGUAGCCGAAAAACCUUUCAAACAAGAGACAUCAGCACAGGUCACUUAUUCCACAUCUGCUGUUUCUAGCACGCAAGAGGUGUUAUACAUCAAUGGAAAUGGGACUUACAGUUACCAUAGUUACCGAGGGCUAGGGGGAGGCCUGUUAAAUCUCUCUGACACUUCUAGCAGUGGGCCAACGGAUCUUAGCAUGAAGAGGCAACUAGCACCCAGUUCCACAUCAUCUAGCAGCACAAGUUCCAGACCUCAGCUAAAUCCUACUGAAAUUAAUGCAGUGAGGCAGCUGGUUGCAGGGUAUCGGGAAUCAGCAGCAUUUUUGCUGCGUUCAGCAGAUGAACUAGAAAACCUCAUUUUACAACAGAACUGAGUCACACAACCUCUUCCCUGACCUGGUUUAAGCCUGGAGCUUCACAAAUGACAUUCUGAUGUGCCAGAUUGGGCCCUUCUUGUUACUGCACUGAUGUGUAGAGGAGAUAAUUACCAUAAUGCCACACUGUUUUUGAUCCAUGAAGUGAUGUUAAGGUGCUGCGGGUGAACUUCAGACCUCUGACAUUCGCGAGGUCUUUGAUGUGUCCAGCUUUUUGUUCUCAGUGUGUCAGUUUAAAUAUUGCAUAUGUGGCUGUAGAUCAUUAAAUCAUGCAAAACAGUGAAGCAAAUGGAAGGCACUGAGAUGAUAAAUUAGUUCAGGUUCCAAGUGCAAUAUUAGUGGAAUGUGCUACUGACUCU
This is a messenger RNA of Bombina bombina (fire-bellied toad), 2339 nucleotides long. RefSeq names its product nucleolar protein 4 (gene NOL4). Bases 1 to 1980 code for a protein of 659 amino acids. Lineage: Eukaryota; Metazoa; Chordata; Amphibia; Anura; Bombinatoridae. The record is from RefSeq and is a predicted model, not a curated record. The transcript has 13 exons.